Megalops cyprinoides (Indo-Pacific tarpon) is the source of this 1652-nucleotide messenger RNA. It is a transcript of the gene pkdccb, whose product is annotated as protein kinase domain containing, cytoplasmic b. NCBI's taxonomy places the organism in Eukaryota, Metazoa, Chordata, Actinopteri, Elopiformes, Megalopidae. The transcript has 8 exons. The record is from RefSeq and is a predicted model, not a curated record. Gene Ontology annotation, biological process: protein phosphorylation. Gene Ontology annotation, molecular function: ATP binding; non-membrane spanning protein tyrosine kinase activity.
CACAGUGUACUUUACAUUAAGUUUACGAUCGGGAGGGAGCCCGCCGGCCUGUCUAUACCAUAACGCUGAACUCGAGGAAUACUGCACCAAACGCCAUGUCCGGAGUGAUUGUACCCCUUUGCACAGUAGCACUUUUUGCUUUUUUAUUUAUUACAUUAACGCUUUUUACGGGCAGUUUCCAUUCGCGUGUACAAGAGAGGGACCUUAGUGGAAAUCCUGACUCGUUUUCUGUCUCUCAGCGAGACGCUUUACUCAAGGAGCUCAACGAGCGGCGCAAGGAGCUUCUGCCCCUUUACGCGGCGUUUGGGAAGAGGCUCGGGACGCAGCCUGGAAAAGAGACACACCACUCAUCAAAAAGCGAAGAGACGACGGACAAUGACAUUCUUUUAGGGGAAAUGCUCACUGAUGUGGAUGCGAUUGGGUGCGAUCAACUCCGUUAUGUUAAAAAUGUGGAUUUCUUAGGUGCAGGAUACACCAAGGCAGUAACGAGGGGCAUUUUGCCGAAGGGGUUGCCCGUCGCGCUGAAGUCCGUGAACCGGCAGGGGAGCGACCUGCGGAGAUGCGUGGAGGAUUUUAAAGACGUGGAAGGCUGUCACGAGCUCGUGUCUUACAAAUUAAUCAAAGAAAUUGUUCUGUUACAGAUACUACGGCACCCGAAUAUUAUCAAGCUCCAGGGACUGUGCCAGCUGAAGGGGCAGCCUGCCGGGGUCACAGCCGCCCUGGAGCAGGGCUCCCCGCUGCAGAUGAUCCAGCUCCUCCAGAGCCCCUGGGAGGAGCGCUUUCGGGUGUGUCUGGGUCUGGUGAGGCUGCUGCACUACCUCUCGCGGUCCCCGCUGGGCUCGGUGGCGCUGCUGGACUUUCAGCCCCGGCAGUUUGUGCUGGUGUCGGGGGAGCUGAAGCUGACGGACCUGGAUGAUGCCAGCACCGAGGAGCCAGCCUGCCGGACCGAGGCCGACUGCGAGCUGCGCUUCCCCCUCCAAAAUUUCACCAUCCCCUGCUCCGCCCGGGGAGUCUGCCAGGGCCUGAACGAGAGGAGGAACCUGUACAACGCCUACAGGUAUUUCUUCACAUACCUGCUGCCCCACCAGGCCCCACCCACACUGAGGCAUCUGAUUGAUCAGAUCAUGAACUCAACAGUGGAGCUGAAGAGUGGUGUAAGUGACACCAUGCAGGCCUUCGAGGAGAUCCUGCAUCUCUACAAGUCUGGGCUUUACCUGGAGAACCUCCUGCCGUCCGUAAUCACAGAUUACGCGGCUGUGAGAGGUGUGAGGACUUCAGGGGGUGUGGACUACCGCUGCUGGGCCUCCUACAGCCAGCAGGCCUGUGUGCUCUCAGUGCACAGUGCUGGUGAAGCAGCCCACAUCUGCAGCUCACACCUGCAGUGCACCAGCUUCACCCUCGGCGCCCAGGUCACCUGGACAGGGAGGCUGCUGGCCUCUUUCAGGAGCGCCUUCAGCGACCUGGUGCCAGAUGUGAAUUCCGUGGUGUACCUGAAAAAGACACGGCUUUGAGGAGCAGCACCGCUGAACCCAGGCUGCGGGGUCCAGGCUGUGGUGUCCAGGCUGCGGGGUCCAGGCUGCGGGGUCCAGGCUGUGGUGUCCAGGCUGUGGUGUCCAGGCUGUGGUGUCCAGGCUGUGGUGUCCAGGCUGUAG